Telopea speciosissima is the source of this 1706-nucleotide messenger RNA. RefSeq names its product protein IQ-DOMAIN 22-like. Gene Ontology annotation, molecular function: protein binding. Lineage: Eukaryota; Viridiplantae; Streptophyta; Magnoliopsida; Proteales; Proteaceae. The record is from RefSeq and is a predicted model, not a curated record. The coding region runs from base 69 to 1625 and encodes 518 amino acids. The transcript has 4 exons.
UAAUGGUUCCGUUAAUGCGAAUUCGAAACCGUUUUUCAAAACCGUUAGUGGUUUUCCAAUUCUAAGAAAUGGGGAAAACAGGUAGGUGGUUGAAGGGGUUCUUGAGCGGGAAGAAGGAAGCAUCACCAUCGCCAUCACCAUCACCAUCGACAGAUGCGAAGCCUGUGAAGGAGAAGAAGAAGAAGAAGAAGUGGAGCUUCGUCAGAUCUUUCAAGGACAGGACUACGACGACUCCGUUUUCUCAUGCGCAGGUGAAUGGGGAUGAUAUUGAUAGGAGGGGUUCGUACAGAGAUGAAUCGUCGUCGUAUCCAUGUUCCUACAACGCAGGAUCAGUUGAGGAGCAGAACAAGCAUGCGAUUGCUGUUGCUGCGGCCACCGCUGCUGUGGCGGAGGCUGCGGUUGCGGCGGCUCAAGCGGCUGCCGCGGUGGUCAGGUUGACCAGCAAUAGUGGCCGCUGCGCCUCAACGAACGGGAAUAUCGGGAAACGUGAAGAAUGGGCCGCUGUUAAGAUACAAUCUGCGUUCCGAGGCUAUUUGGCAAGGAGAGCUUUGAGGGCACUGAAGGGUUUGGUUAGACUUCAAGCAUUGGUGAGGGGCCACAUUGUGAGAAAAGGGUUGGUGGAGAAUCUGCGGUGUUUACAGGCAUUGGUGAGAGCUCAGGCGAGAGCUCGGGUAGGUCGCAUCCAUAUUUCAGAAUCCCAGUAUCCUUACAGCAAGCUUCUGUCAUCACAUAAUCAUGGCCCGGCAACCCCUGAGAAACAUGAACACUCAAUUCGUGCUAGCAGUGCCAGAAAUGAUCGGUCCUCAUCCCUUAAGAGAAACAGUUCAAGGUCAAAUAUCAGGGAUGGCACUAAUGUGGACAGGAUGCAGUGUGCUAAGAAUCGUUUUGACCAUUGGAUGGAUGAAUGCUUAAGGGACCGUUUUCGGGAAACUUCAGUCAAAACCAUGCCUACCGAUGAUGAGAAAAGUGACAAAAUCCUGGAAAUUGAUACUGGGAAGCCCUACUUGAACUCAAAACGAAAGAACAAUGUAUGUCAUUCUUCCAAGUAUGCUACUACUUCAGAUCAGAACAGUAAUGGCUUUUCUACAUUGGCCUCCCCUUCAAGGGACUCAACAACUGCUCAAUUGUCUGCUCGAAGCUCAUCUUCUGGUGAAGUCCAGUCAUUGAGCCCUCUUAAAUUCAAUCAUGAGGUAGAUGAUGCAGCAUUUUGCACAGCCAAUAACAGCCCACAGUAUUUCUCUGCAGCAUUGAGGCCUGGUAGUGCCAAGGGAGGGACCUUCACCCCAACAAAGAGUGAAUGCUCACGAAGCUACUUGAGUGGGUACUCGGACUCCCGAAGCUUCUUCAGUGGGUACUCUGACUACCCAAAUUACAUGGCCAACACGGAAUCAUCAAGGGCCAAGGUUAGGUCUCAGAGUGCUCCAAAACAGAGACCUGAGUUUGACAAAUCUGUUAAUGGGUUCGGGGAUACAAGAUCAAGUGCUCAAAAGGCAUCACCACUCCAUGCAAACUUCAAGAGCAAAGCGUACCCAGGUUCAGGCCGGUUGGAUAGACUAGGAAUGCCAAUUUAUAGUGAUUCAGUCUCAGUCAGCUUCGGUGGGUUGUACACCCGCAACAGAUAUUAGAACUGUAUUAUUUAUGUGUGCAUGAAUAUUUUGUGCUUGAUGUCUAGUUUCAUCCUCUUGUAGCCUUUUCUUCUUCUUCUU